AUGACCCAAAAAGACAAAAUAGCCUCCCCUCAACUAGGCUGGAUCUGGCCCAAAGAUCCUCGCCCCGGAAACCCCAAGAAAUGGCCCCGACACUGGCGCCUUCUAGACGUCCUACAGAACAAAGGACCGGACAUAUAUGUGGGCGUAAUCAAGGACUCCAAAUCCAAAUCCAGAGCCAAUCCCAAAAAGGAGAACGACGACAACGACCCCUACAACCACACCCACCCAUAUUCUCGAUCCCAUUCAGAAUCAAAAUCAAAGACAGCCCCCAGCAGAAACCAAUGGACUCGCUGGGGUAUCGACCCGAAGAACGAAGAAGCAGAGGCAGCAAACUACAGCCCCUUACCCUGGGUAAAGCGCAAACCUGGCGAACGAUACGAUUUCCGCACGAGGAAGUAUACCAUUCCGAACCGGGCGACAUGGAGUCGGGUUGAGUUUUGUAAUGGGCCGAGCGAGAAGGGGAGAUGGUAUGAACGGUGUGAGGUUCAUCGGGUUCCGAGGCGGUAUUGGGAUCCUAAUGGGGAGCUGUAUCCGGCUGAGAAUUGGCAUGAUGAUAUUUACGGGUCACAUCGGGAUUAG
Penicillium canescens is the source of this 579-nucleotide messenger RNA. RefSeq lists its product as uncharacterized. The record is from RefSeq and is a predicted model, not a curated record. The transcript has a single exon. The coding region runs from base 1 to 579 and encodes 192 amino acids. Lineage: Eukaryota; Fungi; Ascomycota; Eurotiomycetes; Eurotiales; Aspergillaceae.